Molecule: messenger RNA, 2941 nt
Organism: Aspergillus brunneoviolaceus CBS 621.78
Lineage: Eukaryota; Fungi; Ascomycota; Eurotiomycetes; Eurotiales; Aspergillaceae
Product: kinesin family protein
Exons: 3
Coding region: 356-2659 (767 amino acids)
Biological process (GO): mitotic spindle organization; microtubule-based movement
Molecular function (GO): microtubule motor activity; microtubule binding; ATP binding
Source: RefSeq, a predicted model, not a curated record
CGGCCCUUCGAACACCACGAGCACGCCCGGGUGCAAACUUCACGUUCGAUCAAUUUGUUUGCUGCGUUUUGCUGUUGUCAACGAGAGUCAAUUGAGCAACUUUUGUACUGGUUGUACUGGAAUCUACCGACCUAAUAUUGCGACGUUGAGCGACAGUCCCGGUUCUUGCGCCCACCCAACUCAUAUUUAAUGACUUUAAUACCCACGCCUUCAAGGUUCGAAGCAUAAUUGGUCGACACGGUCAGUUCAAAGGGCACGAACAACCUGGAUAAGCACGAAUUAUUGGUACCAUACAAUAUUUGAGUUUGGAAAUCAGUGUACUCUGGCUGUGCUGGCACAUAACCAAUAAUUCACAAUGAGUGUUCGGGUCGUCGCACGUAUUCGACCUCUGCUCAAGUCGGAGCGCGACUUAGACGUCAUCCUUCGCACUGGCCCGUCUGCCCACGGUGCCGACAAGAAGACUACCACACAAGAGAAAGGAGCAUUGGCAACACUGAGGGAUAGGGAUACUGUAGUACGGAUCCCGAACCCAAAGAAUGAGAGCGAAGAGUACUCUUUCCAGUUCAAUGCUGUCUACGAGGCGGAAGCCACACAGCAGGAGCUGUAUGAGGCCGAGGUCGCACCAACCGUCAAGCACCUCUUCAACGGUUUCGAUGUCACACUUUUCGCAUACGGAGUUACGGGGACAGGGAAGACGCACACCAUGCGAGGCGGCAAAAGCCUGGUUGACAGAGGCGUCAUUCCUCGUCUCCUCAGCAGCAUAUACAGGCGCAGCCGGAAAAUGGAGAAGGAAAGCGGUGGCGAAACCACGGUCAACGUCUCUUUGAGUUAUUACGAGAUCUACAACGACAAGGUCUUCGAUCUGUUCGAGCCUCCAGAAAAGAGAACAUUGGCAGGCCUCCCCCUCCGUGAUAAUGGAGGCAAGACUGUAGUUGUCGGCCUGACGGAGAGACCAUGCCACAACCUCAAGGAAUUUGAGACCUUGUAUGACCAGGCGAACAUCAACAGAUCGACGUCUGCCACCAAGCUAAAUGCCCACUCAUCACGCUCUCACGCCAUCCUCUGUGUGCGCGUAACAGUGAGCACUGGCGAAAAAACCUGCGUCAGCACUGCGUCGGCCAUUGAUCUUGCCGGCUCGGAGGACAACCGUCGGACUGACAACGAUAAGGAGCGCAUGGUCGAAUCUGCCAGUAUCAACAAGAGUCUAUUUGUGCUCGCCCAGUGUGUGGAAGCGAUCAGCAAGAAGCACUCCAGAAUUCCAUACCGCGAAUCGAAAAUGACUCGGAUCCUCUCCUUGGGACAGAACAAUGGGCUGACGGUCAUGAUCUUGAAUCUCGCCCCUGUCAAAUCCUAUCACCUCGAUACAAUCAGCUCCCUUAACUUCGCCAACCGAACGAAGAAGAUUGAAGUGCGCGAAGUGGAGAACGAACCCAUCUUCAAGGGACCUCCCAGGCCGGUGGCACGGCCUUCAAUCAUGGGCACGCUGCGCCAACCCUUACGCCCUCUGACUGCAUCCGUCAAUGUAAAUUUGACCACAACGGCAGCCAAAGACGCUGCAAACCCUGGCGAAAAGCCCCUGAAAGCAUUUCACGUCUACUCCGACAAGUCACAACCGCGCUUCUCCACCCAGCUCAAGAAGCCCGAUUUGCCGAAGCGCACAUCUCUCAGCGCCGAUACCACUGCUCGAAUCACGAAACAGCCCAUGCGUCUCGCACAAUCGACUCACCAGCAGCCCCCGAAGCAAUUCGAGGAUUUCUCAGCCGCGAGGAUUGAGGAGAUGGUUGAGAGAAAAGUCGAGGAAAUUCUCGCUGUGCGAGCGGUCAGCGAGCAGUCACGGCAAACGCAAGUUCGCGAGCUCAAUGAGCAAGUGCAACGCCGCUUGGAGCUUCUCGAGCAACGGAUUGAGGGAUCGGAAGAUGCGCGAGCAGAGGGUCUAUCAUACCUUCUCAUGGCCAAACAGCACCAAGGUCGUGGUGAGGACAAUUUCGCUCUCAAGAUGUAUCAAUUGGCACUUCCAUUCUUUCCCAACAACGAGAAGCUAGCUCGGAAGAUUGCCAACCUGAAGGAACGCAUCCACGGCAAAUCCCACACGGAAACCCCAGCUGUCGACACGACUAGCAGCGCCGUUAAUUCUCAUCCCAGCAAGCGCGACUUCGGAAGCAUGCUGUCCCUCAAGAAGCAACCCGCCGCCAAAGCAACUCUCAAACGCACCAACGCAGAGGACUCUGACGCAGACUACGAGCCUGUCGACGACGAAGAUACCCAGCAAGUAGUGAAUCAAGACGAAGAGAUCGAGGAAAUCGAGGUCGACCUCGAAGAAAUCGCCCAUGCCCGUCGGCGGAAGCGCACCCGCACGAAAACGCCCAUCGAUAUGGCCGAAGAAUUCGAGCCUCCAUCCCCACGAACCAUCCACCUCCUCUCAAUCAUCAACUCCCGUGAUGUGAGUCAGAUCAAGCUCCUGAAAGGCGUGGGGGUCAAAAAGGCCGAGGCCAUCGUCGACUGUCUCUGCGAGAUGGAUCAGCAUGUCGAGAGCCCGGGGCUGGAGCAAGAGCAAGCCGCAGCAGCUCAAGUGCACAUCCACAGUCUCGCAGAGUUGAGCAAGUUGAAGGGAGUGGGGAUGAAGAGUGUUCAGAGCAUGCGCAAUGGCGUUUUGGUAUAGAAGACUUCUUCCGCUUUUUCUUCAAAGCGGUAUUUGGAAUUCCCUAUGAGAAGGCAGGAUGUGCCAUCUGAGUUCUGCAGUUUGUGUGUCCGCUUUUUGUUUCUUUUGCAUUUGCACAUAUGCAUUUUUGGCAUGAGCCAUCAUUGACCCCAUCAAGCGAGGGCGUUAUUCUGGAGUUGAUUUGGUGAUAGGAGUUCGAGGGAAGAAUUUUGAGUUAUAUGAUUGAAAUUACUUUACCAUUCUUGAUUAGGAGAUAUACUCAAUCUUAAACAACACAUACAC